This is a messenger RNA of Glycine soja, 1297 nucleotides long. RefSeq names its product peroxidase 12-like. Bases 43 to 1080 code for a protein of 345 amino acids. Gene Ontology annotation, biological process: hydrogen peroxide catabolic process; response to oxidative stress. NCBI's taxonomy places the organism in Eukaryota, Viridiplantae, Streptophyta, Magnoliopsida, Fabales, Fabaceae. The transcript is spliced from 3 exons. Gene Ontology annotation, molecular function: heme binding; peroxidase activity. The record is from RefSeq and is a predicted model, not a curated record.
AGUUGUGAAUCUCAAAUAUCAAACUCAUCAAGGUAAACAAAGAUGGCUAGGUCUAGUGCUUAUCCUUUGUUCUUGAUUUCUUCCAUUCUGUUUAUUUCACACAUUUAUGCCUCCCAAGUAGAAGCCAAGCCCCCAGUAGUGAAGGGACUAUCAUAUUCUUUCUAUUCCAAAACAUGCCCCAAGCUUGAGUCCAUUGUGAGGAAACAUCUCAAGAAGGUGUUCAAGGAUGACAAUGGCCAAGCUCCUGCCUUACUCCGCAUUUUCUUCCAUGAUUGUUUUGUUCAGGGAUGUGAUGGAUCAUUGCUGCUAGAUGGGAGUCCAAGUGAAAGAGACCAACCAGCCAACGGAGGCAUCAGAACUGAGGCCUUGCAAACCAUUGAUGACAUCAGAGGUAUUAUCCAUAAGGAGUGUGGAAGGAUCGUUUCUUGCGCAGAUAUCACUGUUUUGGCAGCACGUGAUUCAGUUUUCCUGACAGGAGGUCCCGAUUAUGCAGUGCCACUAGGAAGACGAGAUGGCCUGAGCUUCAGCACAUCAGGAACAAGUGAUCUCCCCAAACCCUUCAACACCACCGGCGUGACCCUUGACGCUUUCGCCGCCAAAAACUUUGAUGUCACCGACGUUGUCGCCUUAUCCGGCGCACACACCUUUGGUCGUGCCCAUUGCGGCACAUUCUUCAACAGGCUCUCCCCUCUCGACCCCAACAUGGACAAAACCCUAGCCAAGCAACUACAAUCCACUUGCCCCGACGCAAACUCCGGCAACACCGCCAACUUGGACAUCAGAACCCCGACUGUGUUCGACAACAAAUACUACCUUGACCUAAUGAACCGCCAAGGGGUGUUCACCUCUGACCAGGACUUGCUCAAUGAUAAGAGGACUAAGGGGUUGGUCAAUGCAUUUGCGUUGAACCAAACGUUGUUCUUUGAGAAGUUUGUGGAUGCUACUAUAAAGUUGAGUCAAUUGGAUGUGCUCACUGGAAAUCAAGGUGAAAUUCGUGGCAAGUGCAAUGUGGUGAAUGCUAGGAAGUCUUUGUUGACGUCUGUGGUGGAAGAGGUGGUGCAAUUGGUUGAUCAGUUUUGAAUGGAGCAAAAGUUUGUAAGUUAUGUGUAGUUCUUCUUGUGUGGUGUUGUUUAAUUGCUAAGGAUAUGGGUGUGUUCUAUUUUGGGGAUUGUUGUUUCCUGUUUGACAUAUGACUCAUGUAAUAAGGAUAAAGUGUUCAGUAUUAUGUGCUUCUAUUUUGUCCAUUUUCUCUUGCUUAUUAAGGAAAUAAAUGCCCUAAUCAUGAUCUUCCCAUAAA